Messenger RNA from Hymenoscyphus albidus, 1836 nucleotides. The record is from the annotation of a GenBank genome assembly. Lineage: Eukaryota; Fungi; Ascomycota; Leotiomycetes; Helotiales; Helotiaceae.
CUCCACUCUUCUCCCUCUUUUCGUGUACAUGUGCAUCUCUUCCUUCCUCUUUCGAGAAUCUAUCUUCGGAUCCUUGUUCCUGUCUUUACCGAAUCAAUUAUGAAGCUCUCUACUUUCGCUCUUACGAGCGCCAUAUUCGUCAGCAGAGGAACUGCCCAACUUUCGGGGUCUGUUGGACCUUCAACAACUAGGGAGCACAAGGUCGCUACUAAGGUUUGCAAUGUUCUUGAUUAUGGAGCGAAAGCUUCAAAAACAUCUGAUGUUGGGCCGGCCAUUGCUAGCGCAUGGGCUGCGUGUAAAUCCGGUGGCCAAGGUUAGGAUAUUCUGAGACGAGGAUGAGAACACUCAGUACUGAUUUAUUUUUCAGUCUAUAUUCCAGCGGGUGAUUAUGGGAUGUCUACUUGGGUCACUCUGAAUGGUGGAACUGCUGUUUCCAUCAACUUGGAUGGUAUUAUCUAUCGUACAGGGUGAGUUCGCUCCCCCUCUCUCUCCGGGAUUUCCAUUGACGGAACGCGAUUACAGUACAGCUGGUGGCAACAUGAUAUAUGUCAGACAUACUACGGAUUUAGAACUGUAUAGCAGCAGUUCAAAGGGUGCGGUCCAGGGCUAUGGCUAUACAUUUCACAGUGGUUUGUCUACAUCCAAUCAUUUGUCGUCCAUGUCUAACCUUUCUAUCCAAGCCGGAACUUAUGGGCCACGUAUUCUUCGCCUCGAUGACGUUACGAACUUCUCCGUUCAUGAUCUUGCUUUGGUUGACUGUAUACCUCACUUUUUUCUUUGCCCAAAGCUACCUCUCGCUAAUCUUUCUCAGCUCCCGCUUUUCAUUUCACCAUGGACACUUGCACAAAUGGUGAAGUUUACAACAUGAUGAUCCGCGGAGGCAAUGAAGGAGGUCUCGAUGGAAUAGAUAUCUGGGGAACGAACAUUCAUGUUCAUGAUGUUGAAGUGACAAAUAAAGAUGAGUGUGUUACUGUAAAGGUAAGGAGAUCUAUAUGUUCAAAUACAGCUAUAGCUAAUCCAGUCUUAAUAACAGAGCCCCGCUAAGAAUAUCCUCGUUGAAAACGUAUUUUGCAACUGGAGUGGCGGAUGUGCCAUUGGUUCUCUCGGUACUGAAACCGGUAAGUUCUCUGCGAAUCCUUUUUUCUACGAUCUCUAACGACGUCCUAGAUAUUUCCUACGUCAAAUACAACAACAUCUAUACUCAAAAUGCCAACCAGAUGAUGAUUAUAAAAUCCAACGGCGGAUCUGGCUCAUUCAGUAACUCUGAAUUCUCCAACUUCAUUGGUCACUCCAACGCCUAUACCCUCGAUAUUGACGGAAACUGGGCAAAGUCCAGCGCAGCCGGUUCCGGGGUUCUCUACUCCAACCUGACCUUCUCCUCCUGGAAAGGCACAGCCUCCAAUGGCGUCCAAAGGGCUCCAAUGCAACUCCUCUGUCCCUCCGCCGUACCCUGCCACGAUAUCAAAAUCUCAGAUUUCAACAUCGGAACUGAAACGGGAAAGUCGGUGCUACAAAAAUGCGCAAAUGCUUAUGGAAGUGGAGCAGGGUGUUUGAAUGAUGCCAAGUCUGAUUUCAAUAGUUACAACACAGUAACAAAGACGAUGACGAAUGUCGCCGCUUAUAAGGAAACCAAUAUGCGAGGUGAGCUGACGGAAGGAGUAGGAAUUACUGCUAGUAUUGCUAUUUCUACUGUGCCUAUUACUUUUUUUCCGGAAGCUACUCCUGCUAUUGCUAGGCUUGGAAAAUAGAGAUUCGUUUUCGGGACGGGAUAGGGAUAGGGGAACUUAUUUUCUGUAAAUGAGGAUAAUACUCAUUAUGAAUACACGAUAUAUUCAA